GGUUUUGUGAAGAGCGAUGGAAAAGACUGCUAAUUACUUUGGAGCUACCCUGCUGAUAUUGCUGGCCUUGCUCGCCUCUGACUCCAGAGGAUCGAUGGCUCAAUGGAUACCUGCCUCUGCCACAUUCUAUGGAGGAAGUGACGCUUCUGGCACCAUGGGGGGAGCUUGUGGGUAUGGAAAUCUAUACAACGAUGGAUAUGGCAUCAAGAGCACGGCGCUGAGCACGGCGCUGUUCAACAGCGGCAGUUCGUGCGGUAUGUGCUUCCAGAUAGUUUGCGAUGCGAGCAGCUCACCGUGGUGCAGAAAGGGCACGUCCAUCACGGUCACAGCCACCAACUACUGCCCGCCCAAUUACAACCUGCCUAACGACAAUGGCGGGUGGUGCAACCCACCGAGGAAGCACUUCGACAUGUCUCAGCCCGCCUGGGAGACCAUCGCCAUCUACCGAGGAGGGAUAGUGCCCGUUUACUACAGGAGGGUUUCAUGCCUAAGGACUGGAGGCAUCAGGUUAACCAUCAAUGGCAGGGACUACUUUGAACUGGUUCUAGUGUCCAAUGUAGGGGGCAGUGGCGUCGUCUCCGGCAUGUGGAUCAAAGGAUCCAACACCGACUGGAUGGUGAUGAGUAGGAACUGGGGCAUGAACUGGCACAGCCUUACCUAUUUGAAUGGACAGAGCCUGUCCUUCCGGGUGCAGACAGAUGAUGGUCAGGUCAAGACCGCAUAUAAUGUGGCACCUUCCACCUGGAAGUUUGGCGACACCUACGCCACAUCAAUCCAAUUUUAACACUUGAUCUGGAGUUUCAGCGCACAGCAGCAACAGCAUGCCGCUGCGAUCUUCUUGUGUCAUUUUUCAAUCAACAAAAAAAAAAAAUCUUCUUGUCUCAUUUGUUUCCUCUUCCCUCUUUAAGGUAUCAUAUUAUCCCUUACCUAGGCUGUGGCUUAGAUAAAAGUAGCCCACCUAGCAGCAUGAUUCUGUGGAAUAAACGAUCAAAGCUCCCCUUGGUUCCAUUCUUCUGUUCGCAAGCUACUUGUAUACCUUCAAUAGAAGCUAGAGCAGUCCUGAAGUUGAUUCCAGGACCGACCAUCCUUUUCGUUAAAUUGAGGGGGGGAAAAAUACAAGAGCCAGUGGAGCCACCAUGUUUGCUGAAUAAUUACCUGAUCUGAUGUGCUUAAUAUUAGUACACUAAGGAUAAUAAACCACGAUUGGUGGAUACAA
Elaeis guineensis (African oil palm) is the source of this 1216-nucleotide messenger RNA. RefSeq names its product expansin-A8. The record is from RefSeq and is a predicted model, not a curated record. Lineage: Eukaryota; Viridiplantae; Streptophyta; Magnoliopsida; Arecales; Arecaceae. Gene Ontology annotation, biological process: plant-type cell wall organization. Gene Ontology annotation, cellular component: extracellular region.